Rotaria socialis is the source of this 1059-nucleotide messenger RNA. Lineage: Eukaryota; Metazoa; Rotifera; Eurotatoria; Philodinida; Philodinidae. The record is from the annotation of a GenBank genome assembly.
AUGUUUCAAACAACAAAUGUAACUACUUCUGCGGUCCCGACUGCUGCUGUCGUUCGUCCUAGUUAUCAAAUAAUGACUACAACCAAUAAUCAUCAUACAAUUGUUCCAGCUUCUUCAACAAAUCCUUCGUGGCGCUUAACAACACCGACACCAUCAGUUGUUUCAAUGUUAAAUGGAAAUUCUUCAACAUUUUAUAUAGCAACACAACCUUCAGCAACAACAAAUAAUAUUAUUCGUCAAUCUACACAAACAGUACAUCAGAUCUCACCAUCAUUUACAAUAAUUAAUAAUAGUAAUGCAACAAUAAAUGGACAAAUUCCAAUAAUAUCAUCUUUAAAUAAUAAUUUUUCAUCGGAUACUUGUGUUGAUGGAUCUAUUCUUGGACGUUUGCCAACAUCAACAAUUCAACGACAACAAAUGCCUAGAGAAAAUUUAGAAGAACAGACUUCUUCGUCAGGUAAUGAUAUCGAUAUAGAACAUAAUCAACAAGAUUCCGAAAUCGAAUUAUUUGUAAGUAAUGUCGUAUGUUCAUUUGCACUUGGUUGUAAAUUGAAUCUACGUAAAAUUGCUAUGGAAGCUGCAAAUGUUAUUUAUAAACGAGAUCAUGCGAUGGUAUUAAUGAAGAUUCGAAAUCCAUAUUGUUCAGCCAACGUCUGGUCGUCGGGAAAAGUAACAGUAACCGGAACAACUAGUGAGGAUGAUGCGGAACGUGCAGCACGACGUAUUGCUCGAUGUCUGCAACGGCUUGGAUAUAAAACAAAAUUUCGAAAUUAUCGUGUUGUCAACUGUCUUGCAACAUGUUCAAUGCCGUGGCCAAUUGAUAUUGUUAAAUUAAGUCGAACGUAUCCAGGAGAUGUCAGUUAUGAACCCGAAAUUCAUCCGGGUGCUACAGUCAGAUUAAAAAAUAAAGUUGUUCUCAAAGUUUUUACGACUGGUAGUGUUACAUUGACAGCACCGUCCGUCGAAUUAAUCAAUACGGCAGUAAGUGAAUUUUAUCCAAAAUUAUUUGAAUGUCGUAGAUUAACCCGUGCCAAUGAACAACGCGUUCAAAGAAAAUGA